AGUUCACAGAAAAAAUGACAUUUCAACAAGACCUGACAGCUGUUGAAUUUAUUUUUAUUUUUUCCUGAAAAAAUAAUGAAAUGCAACUAAAUGCUCUGCUACUAUUACAACUCAUGUUUAUUCUUCACGAGGCUUCAUCCUUGAAGAAACUGAUGAAGCCAAGUUUCAUACCAUAUUGCACAACAAGGGACAGAUGUCAACCAGCAUGCUCGUGUGAAAUUUUACCUAACUGCGAAUUGUUGAAUAUGGAUAACACCACCAGAGAAUCUAUUUUAUUCUAUCACAACCAGAUAAGGGGCAUACAGACUAGGGCUGAACCCCAACCCGGUGGUAUGGCAAUGUUGAAGUACGACGAUCAACUAGAAGAAUUAUCCAAAUGCUGGGCAGCCAGAUGCGAAAACGAUUAUUCGGAAUGUUUUCUGUCUCCAAACUACCCUGAAACCUCCAUGUCAGUCACCCAACUCCAACUGGGCAAGGGGCAAAACCCCACAAAUAUUUUAUGGAUACAAGUGAUAAAUCACUGGUUGGGAAACACAAAAUAUCUGUCUGUCGAAACGAUCAAUAGUAUGCCGGCAGGAGAAAAAGGCGAAAUUUUGAGAAACUACGCUCAACUCAUGUGUGACAGGAUAUUGUCCAUAGGGUGUGCUUGGAGUAAAACCGAAGAGAUUUUGACAUGCGUCUGUACUUACGGACCAAGAGGCCCCAUGCAAGGAGAACCGAUAUAUAGGGCUGGAACACCUUGUACUUUAUGUCCUAAGAACUACGCAUGCGAUAACGAGAAACCGUUCGAGAACUUAUGCAAAGAAGUCACGCCAACAACCCCAGAAGUUUUAGAGACUCCCCCAUCACCUCCUCCCAGCCCUUCCAGGAAAAAUUAUAAUAUAAUGAGAUCACAAUAUCUCCCACCACGCUUGCGUUCAGACAGAAUACGAGUGCGAUCGCAGUCGAUACCAGAUGAGGAACAAUUAGAAAUAGAAUACGAGCCCCCACAGCAAUCUCCAGACAUAGAGUUGGUGGCCCAAUUCGAACCAAUGCAGGAUUCUCGACCUCCUCCGUAUCUCGUAGAAGAAAAUGUCACAGAAGAUCCAAUACCUCCAUACCCACCUCAUUUGCCACCAGAACCGUCGGAAUACCCAACUCCAAACACCUCACCUAGACCAACACAAGGACACGCUCCUCAGCCACCUCCAGCUUUGCCUAAACGACCAGGAACAUCGAAUUGGAUACCACCACCACCUCCCUUGCCCCAUUUGCCACUGCGCGACAUACCUGAGGAUAAAAAGAACGUUUCAGCUAUUCUGACAACAACUGGAUUAUCGGCGCAAACGUUACCCCAACUUCUGAAUCCAUCACGGGUACCUAUGAACACUCCACCCUCACAUGUACCUGAACGGAAUGUGGUAGCAACAAGGGAACAGCCGCCGGUCAGAAGAUAUCAUAGGAGAUCGAGUUCUAGCCGGAUCGCAUCGGCAAAUGUGAUGAUUUACAUAACUUUACUCAUUGCACUUCACAAUACAUAACAAAAAUGAUCAGUUAUAUGAAAUAAGAGUAUUGUUGGUCUAGAGUUAUUUACCAGAAAUAGAGUAGCAUCUAACGAGAUA
This is a messenger RNA of Coccinella septempunctata (seven-spotted ladybird), 1601 nucleotides long. RefSeq names its product peptidase inhibitor 16-like. Bases 81 to 1520 code for a protein of 479 amino acids. The transcript has a single exon. The record is from RefSeq and is a predicted model, not a curated record. Lineage: Eukaryota; Metazoa; Arthropoda; Insecta; Coleoptera; Coccinellidae.